AUGGAGCAGUCGCGGUUUGGCGGUAGAGAUCGCCCCACUAGCGGCCGUGCCCAUCUGGCUCCAGGGCUGGUGACAGCACCUGCGCCCGGAUCGGAGACUUUGCCGGUAGUUCCGGGGAUGCCAGUUCCUCCGACUUUCCUGCGGCCUCCCAGCCUCUUCCUGCGAGCAGCCGCUGCAGCUGCCGCGGCUGCGGCCACCACGGCAGGCGGUGGUUGUCUCGCGGCUCCGCGGCUGGAGAGAGCGGUGGGCUACCCGCGGACGCCCAAGUGCGCGCGCUGUCGCAACCACGGCGUGGUGUCUGCGCUCAAAGGUCAUAAGCGCUUCUGUCGCUGGCGGGACUGCGCCUGUGCCAAGUGCACCCUGAUCGCCGAGCGCCAGAGGGUCAUGGCUGCCCAGGUGGCGUUGCGAAGGCAACAGACGCAAGAGGAAAAGGAGGCCCGCGGGCUGCAGAGGCUUCUAUACCCUGAACCUUCGGGGCCCGAGGGUCCGGCUUCAGGAGACCGCAGCAGAACCCAGAACACCCAGGCCGCUGGGUGCCCCACCGCGGUUGCUGCGCUGGGAUUGGGUGUCUUGAGACCAGUCAGUGGUUUGGCCACCCCCUCAAUCGAGGUUUUCCGGGAAGAUUGUUCCAAGGACAAAAAAGAACGAAAGGAAAGUAUAUGUGACUCAUGCCAGAGACAAGAAGAACAACUCUCCAAAUCCCAUCAACCCUCCUUGGGGUCAUCUCAAGAUGUCAGUGGGAAACAAGCCAUCAGCUGUUCCAUUUCAGAACAUGCAAACAGACAGGACAGCAUCCUCUCAGUUCACUUUGGAGACCAGUCAGGAGGUGAAGAAAGCCCUAGGUCCUUGUCAUCUUCUGAUCUGGAAUCAGGAAAUGAAAGUGAGUGGGUGAAAGACUUUACAGUGACCAGAACCAGCCUUCCCACAGUGUCCUCAAGACCAAGAGACCCUCUUGACAUUCUUACUAAGAUUUUUCCAAGUUACAAACAUAGCUGGCUAGAAGGCAUUCUACGCUUCUGCAAAGGAGAUGUUGUCCAAGCCAUUGAACAGGUCUUAAAUGGCAAAGGACACAAGUCCAACACUAGAGGCUUAGUGAGCACGGAACUGGAAAGCCCACGCCACCACAGCACACCUAAUUUUAGUCUAGCUGGAAUUCGUUUUGGAACUCUAGGUACUAAAUCAGCCUUCUCUCCUCUUCAAACCACUUCUGCUUGUUAUCAAGCUGAUUCAGAGCUCUACAGCUUAAAUCCCAGACUAGGUAUUAGCCCACUAAGGCUGGCGUAUUCUAAUCCAGCAAGAGGCUUGUCUGGUUUCAUGUCACCUUACCUAACACCUGGGUUAGUACCAACACUACCUUAUCGGCCAGUUUUGGAUUAUACAUUUUCAGGGGUGGUUAGGGAUUCUUCCUUCACUUCCUGUAAAGACUCAGUUCCUGCUGGUAGAGUUUAUUCCCAACCAAAUCAGGACAGUCUGUAA
Molecule: messenger RNA, 1476 nt
Organism: Ochotona curzoniae (black-lipped pika)
Lineage: Eukaryota; Metazoa; Chordata; Mammalia; Lagomorpha; Ochotonidae
Gene: DMRTA1
Product: DMRT like family A1
Exons: 2
Coding region: 1-1476 (491 amino acids)
Biological process (GO): regulation of transcription by RNA polymerase II; sex differentiation
Cellular component (GO): nucleus
Molecular function (GO): protein binding; RNA polymerase II cis-regulatory region sequence-specific DNA binding; DNA-binding transcription factor activity, RNA polymerase II-specific
Source: RefSeq, a predicted model, not a curated record